Molecule: messenger RNA, 3443 nt
Organism: Labeo rohita (rohu)
Lineage: Eukaryota; Metazoa; Chordata; Actinopteri; Cypriniformes; Cyprinidae
Gene: rapgef5a
Product: Rap guanine nucleotide exchange factor (GEF) 5a
Exons: 25
Coding region: 678-3425 (915 amino acids)
Biological process (GO): Ras protein signal transduction; positive regulation of GTPase activity
Cellular component (GO): plasma membrane
Molecular function (GO): guanyl-nucleotide exchange factor activity
Source: RefSeq, a predicted model, not a curated record
AAUUGACGCUUAUGGUUUUGUGGUCUAGGGUCACAAAUACUGAAAUCUGCAAAAUAACCCCAUUAGCUAAUGAAAAAACGCUUAUCUCCGCUAAAAUAUCCCACUUUAGGCUAUAAAUGUUUAUAUUUCCUUUUAUUAUUUCUCGAAUAUAGAUCAGUUGGUUAAUAGUUACAGUAUUAAAAUGAAAAACACAGCACUGAGACACUCACAUCUUCGUAUCAGUUAAAAUUACGCAUAAAAUCACAAUUUAGUAGCUGCUAAUGAGGAACGCCACAUAUUUCUAAUCAUCGUUUUUUUAAGUCUUGACUUCUGAUAUAUUUCCACGACAGAAUGAUAAACGACCAAGUUUUCCAAGUUUUCUUUCAGGUGCAGAUUUCAUAUAAAAGCAGAAGUCCGUCGGAUGUCCUCAUUUAGCCAUCGAGGUGUGUGUGAGCGCUCAGUGUAUUUCUAUGCGAGUAUACGCGUGUGUGUGUGUGUCCGUGUUUGUGUGCUGUAUGUGAGUAAGUGUGUGUGUGUGUGUGUGUGAUCGCUGGGUGGAGCAGCAGUGUACGGCAGGUCUCGUCUCCUCUCUCUCGGUUGAGCGGCUCAUUGCGGCGGCUGGAGAUCCAUCGAGCGGCAGCGGCGGCGGAAUGUCGCUCCGGCGUCCGUGUGCGUGAAGAGCAGGUGGCAGUUGGAGGAUGAUGAUGAUGGAGGAAUCCGACAGCAUCCCCUGCACCGCGGAGGACGGACUCCUGUCGAGCUGGAGAUGGAACAGAACCGCCAGGGAUCAGGUCCAGAUCAAGCAGAAGAUCAGAGAUCUGCCCGGAUUAUUAAAACACGGACUGAACCUGCGCAAAAAGAGCCAGUCACCCGACACCAUCCCCGGACCCAGCACGGGCGUCACACCCAAACCUAAGACGUGUUCUCAGAGUUUUCCCUGCGCUGGACGAGCAUUGAGAAACGCCUUUCUGUCUCAUGGACCGUAUCCAGCAAAAGACAAGAUCCACCUCGCCAGGAUCAUCAGGAGGAGUUAUGUUGGUGUGGAGUUGGUCCAGUGGCUCCUGGAGCAGUGUGUGUCAGUUCAGUGCCGGUUAAUGGCGUCUCGUGUCUGGCAGGUGCUGUUGGAGCUGGGAAUACUACACUCAGUCGACCAGCGGCUGGUGUUUGAAGACUCCAACACGUACUAUCAGUUCUCGUUCGAGGAGUGUGACGCUCAGGGCUGCGAAUUUCGCAACGAGGAGGAAUGGCAGAACGGCGUCCGUCUUCUGCUGCAGCUCGUGCCCUACGUCCAGUUCAGGGUCGUCAGUCCACCCGAGGAAGACCCGGAGAGGAAGCGUGAUAUCUGCAGCGAGAUCCUGCAGAUGAAGGCUCUGGAGAGACUCACGUCCACGGUGCAGAAUGAACUCGCUGCUGCUCUCGCCAGAAAAGCCAAGAAGUCAAUGUCAGAAGACGAAAGCUCAGAGGCAUCAGAUGUUUCUCCUCAAGAACCACCCAAACCCACUGAAGACAAAAGCAAGCAGGCGGGCGUCUGCGCUCUCCGGGCUCCGGAUGACUUCUCGCGGCUGGAGAUGGUCCAGCGUCUGGCCAAAGACGGCUAUCGCUUCCUCCAGAACCAGAACUACCGGCUCCCGGAUCGCUCCGCUCAGGCGCAGGGCGAGGGCGUUGUGCGUGUCUGUCUGAAGGAGAGGGGUCAGGACGUACUAGUUCUCCAGAGAGUCCCAUCAGAUCCAGCAUCUCCUCAAACGGCAGGUGUCAAAGACGAGGACGGAGAUAAGAGCAGCACGCGGGUGCCUGUAAUGGACCGACAGACUUUUCUGAAACUCAGACCCGUCACGCUGGUGCAGGCAGAGGAGGAUGACUAUGAUGAUGAAGACUGGGAGUACAGCAACAGUCUGGAGGAUGAGGAUGAGAUUCCCACGUUUGACAUUCCUCAUUUUCGUUACAUUGACGACGAUGAGGAUGAUGAGGAGGAUGAUGGUUAUGUUAUUAACAGGCAGCACUGGAGCUGUUCGACGUGUUCCUCGUCUGAGGACGAGUACCCAUCCGAUUCUUCCUCUUCUGCUCUGUCCCGCAGGUACGUGGUCGUGUCCGGGACGCCCCAUAAGAUCCUGGAGCACCUGCUGAGCGACCUGCGUCUGGACGAGCACCAGGGGGCAACGGAGGGCAAAGAGGCGGAAAUGCUUCUGGACGACUUCCUGUUGACGUAUCUGGUGUUCAUGUCCACCAGUGAGCUCUGCCAGGCCCUGCUCGGACACUACUGUACGAAGCGCUGCCGAGGGAAGGAGGAAGGAAAGGAGGCCCUCUACAGGAAGAGGAAAGUACUGCACCUUGUCUCUCAGUGGAGCACGCUCUACAAGGACUUCCUGCGGGAGGAGGAGAACGUCAAGCUCUUUAUGAAGACGUUAUAUCGAUACGUGUUGGAAGACGUUUAUGAGUUUCCCACGCUGGAGAAGGACCUGAAGGAGUUCCAGAAACUUCUGCGACGGAGACAUACGGUGGACGACUACUCUCCACACCAAAAGAGUAAAGCGCUGUACCAGCAGCUGAGUCUGAAGGAGAACUGCGUUCCUCACCGAGCAUCUCCAGUCGAGAGUAAAGACGUGAUGUGCCGCGUGUACGUGAGCUGUGAUUCGUAUCUGAGCAUGCGGGUGAAGCCGGCGGUCGUGGCUCAGGAGCUGCUGCACAUCGUCUCUCAGCGGAUGGACAGAUCUGAGGACGACAUGAUGCUGGUGGCGCAGACGUACAACGGAGAGAAGCGCGUCCUUCAGCCGCACGACAGUAUUUACUCUGAGUCUCUGACGGCGCCCGGCAGACUGAUCGCCUGUCGGAGAGACCUCAACGAGAUCCUGCCGCCCCUGACUGAAUGUCCCGAGUUGGGACAGAAACCCGUCAGACUGCUGGGCAUCAACACGUGGGACGUGGCCGUGGCUCUGACAAACUUCGACUGGAAUCUUUUCAACUCCAUCCAUGAGCAAGAGCUGAUCUUCUACACGUUCAGUCGUCAGGCGAGCAGUGGACACACGGUGGCGCUGGAGUUCCUGCUGCAGCGCUGUAAUGAGGUUCAGCAGUGGGUGAUGUCAGAGGUGCUGCUCUGCCCGUCGCUCGGAAAACGAGUGCAGCUCCUCAAGAAGUUCAUCAAGAUCGCCGCGCAUACGAAAGUUCCUGGAAAGUUCAAGAAGCUUUUCUCUGAGCUGGAGCUGUUGACUGAUCCGUCCAUGAAUCACAAAGCCUACAGAGACGCUUUCAAGAAAAUGAAGCCGCCCAAAAUCCCCUUCAUGCCUCUGCUGCUCAAAGACAUCACCUUCAUCCAUGAGGGAAACAAAACAUUUCAUGAUAAUCUGGUGAAUUUUGAGAAGCUGCACAUGAUCGCAGAUACGGUCCGACUCAUUCGCCACUGUCAGACGGAUCAGACAGGUCAGACUCUUCUCCGAUCGCUGCUCCAAUAAAAUGUGCAUAUUCAUAUU